AUGUCCGACAGCAGCUUCCCCACAGAGUUCCUCCUCCUGCCAUUCGCAGACACACGCGAGCUGCAGCUCCUGCACUUCGGGCUCUUCCUGGGCAUCUACCUGGCUGCCCUCCUGGGCAACGGCUUCAUCCUCACAGCCGUAGCCUGCGACCACCACCUCCAUGCACCCAUGUACUUCUUCCUCCUCAACCUCGCCCUCCUCGACCUGGGCACUAUUACCACCACUAUCCCCAAAGCCAUUGCCAAUUCCCUGUGGGAUACCACGACCAUUUCCUAUGCAGGCUGUGCUACCCAAGCCUUUCUGUUAGUCUUUUUCAUCUCAGCAGAAUUUUAUAUUCUCACCAUCAUGGCUUAUGACCGCUACAUUGCCAUCUGCAAACCCCUGCACUACGGGACAAUAAUGGACAGCAGAACUUGUGUCAACAUGGCAGCAGCUGCCUGGGGCAGUACUUUUCUCUAUGCUGUGCUGCACACUGCCAAUAGCUUUUCCCUCCCCCUCUGCCAAGGCAAUGCCCUGGACCAGUUCUUCUGUGAAAUUCCCCAGAUCCUCAAGCUCUCCUCCUGCUCAGAUGCCUACCUCAGAGAAGUUGGGCUUGUUGUGGUUAGUGCUGUUUUAGCAUCUGGGUGUUUUGUUUUCCUUGUGGUGUCCUAUGUGCAGAUCUUCAGGGCUGUGCUGAGGAUUGCCUCAGAGCAGGGCCAGCACAAAGCCUUUUCCACAUGCCUCCCCCACCUGGCUGUGGUCUCCCUGUUUCUCAGCACUGCCUUUUUUGCCUACCUGAAGCCCCCCUCCAUGUCCUCCUCGUCCCUGAAUCUUUUGCUGGCAGUUCUGUACUCAGUGGUGCCUCCAGCAGUGAACCCCCUCAUCUACAGCAUGAGGAACCAGGAUCUGAAGGAUGCUAUUUGGAACCUCAUGACUGUUUUUCAGAAGCGAUAA
This is a messenger RNA of Cygnus atratus (black swan), 933 nucleotides long. Its product is annotated as olfactory receptor 14A16-like. NCBI's taxonomy places the organism in Eukaryota, Metazoa, Chordata, Aves, Anseriformes, Anatidae. Bases 1 to 933 code for a protein of 310 amino acids. Gene Ontology annotation, cellular component: membrane. Gene Ontology annotation, biological process: G protein-coupled receptor signaling pathway. Gene Ontology annotation, molecular function: G protein-coupled receptor activity; olfactory receptor activity. The transcript has a single exon. The record is from RefSeq and is a predicted model, not a curated record.